AUGGACGACAGCAGCCCAAGACGCCCCCGAGCUAGGUCAGAAGGGACCAGCCAGGGUAGACUAGAAAUCAACAGGGAGAUGUCGCCGGGCUCACCGAGACGCGGCGUGAGUGAUACGGCCAACUAUAGCUCUCCCACGCGCCGCACUUCAGGAGUGGACACCUCCAGAGAUGGUGGUGAGUCGGACGGGAUGCGACGCCGCAGUAUUGUCCGCUCCGUACGGACAGGCAGUUUGGCCCAGCGAACGACUCUAGCCGAGCGCACGCAAGGGCAAUUCACCAUAGGGGGCCCAGAGGACGGUCCACAGCUGUGGCAGGCACACGAACCCUUUGUCCAGCCGGGGUAUUCAGACCUCAACCCCUCUUAUGAACAGGCCGCAAAUGCGAAGCCCAUCUGGUCUCUCGCAAAGCCCUUGCCGCGUGUAGUGCGGGCUGGCAUGGUGCCCACGAAGGAGGAGUUGCUUGAUGCGCGGUUGCAGCCAGAGCGUCCGGCUGAAAACUCCCAGAAGCUGGGACUCGAUGUGAAUCCAAAUGACUUGGAGCAAGGCCAAAUUCCCAAAAUGGCAGAUCCCCGGAAAAUGGCAGCGCAGGUAGAGGACGCCCGCCUUCAGCGAGAAAAUAACUUUGUCAAUAAAGUUCUCACUGGAGAUGUUGGUCCAUCACGCAUAUCCCGGACUUCCUCUACUCGCCGGCGCCGCCCAGCAACCGGAGGCGGACCUGCCGGGGGGGAUGCGCUGCCCGAUCUAUUGGCGCUGCAUGAAUCAACACUUCCAGACGAUCUGCACCCGCUAGUGCAGGGGCUGGUGGAAGACGAAGUACACAACAAUCAUACGACCUGGUCCGUUAUUCGCACUCACCAUCGUGAGGCGCUAGCGGAAUCCCUGGCGGUAUUUGUCCAGCUGACCAUUGGCUUCUGUGCUGAUAUUUCUGUUACCGUGGCCGAUGCUGGUAAUCCUAAUACAACGGCGUGGGCAUGGGGCUUUGCUACCAUGAUGGCGAUCUAUAUCUCCGGUGGUGUCUCUGGUGCCCAUCUCAAUCCCAGUGUUACGAUUAUGUUAUGGUUUUAUCGUGGCUUCCCCAAACGUAAGAUGCCGGAGUAUUUCCUAGCGCAGUUCGUGGGUGCAUUUGUUGCUGCCUUGACAGCCUACGGUGUAUACUACCAAUCCAUUCAUCAAUAUCUCCUCACUCACCAAGAUACGGGGAUUGUGACCAGCUUCGUAACGGGCCAGCGUCAAUCAUGGAUUGACCCAGCAACCGCGUUCUUUACGGAACUACUCGGGACGGUCCUCACGGCCACGACGAUCUUGGCCUUGGGUGACGACCAGAAUGCACCACCCGGGGCGGGCAUGAACUCGUUGAUCGUUGGGCUCAUGGUGUUCGUGCUUUCGAACACCUUCUCCUACCAGACAGGCGCUGCCUUCAACCCCAGUCGAGACUUCGGGCCGCGCCUGGCCCUUCUCGCGCUCGGGUACGGGUCCGAACUGUUCACGAACCCUUACUGGUUUUACGGGCCGUGGGCCGGUUCUCUAUGCGGUGCUAUGAUCGGUGCGUUUCUGUAUGAUUUCAUGAUCUUCACCGGUGGUGAAUCGCCAGUGAACUACCCUUGGGAGCGCACACAGCGCUCGCUGCGGAAGAGUCGCAUCAAAUGGAAACGCCGACUACGUAUUGACCGUCGACGCCGUGGUAUCCCCGACAAGGUGGUUGCUUAA
Aspergillus nomiae NRRL 13137 is the source of this 1707-nucleotide messenger RNA. RefSeq names its product MIP/aquaporin family protein. Gene Ontology annotation, biological process: water transport; glycerol transmembrane transport. Bases 1 to 1707 code for a protein of 568 amino acids. Gene Ontology annotation, cellular component: plasma membrane. The transcript has 3 exons. Gene Ontology annotation, molecular function: glycerol channel activity; water channel activity. The record is from RefSeq and is a predicted model, not a curated record. NCBI's taxonomy places the organism in Eukaryota, Fungi, Ascomycota, Eurotiomycetes, Eurotiales, Aspergillaceae.